Anopheles aquasalis is the source of this 5309-nucleotide messenger RNA. Its product is annotated as vesicle-associated membrane protein-associated protein B. Lineage: Eukaryota; Metazoa; Arthropoda; Insecta; Diptera; Culicidae. Gene Ontology annotation, biological process: endoplasmic reticulum membrane organization. Gene Ontology annotation, molecular function: FFAT motif binding. The record is from RefSeq and is a predicted model, not a curated record. Gene Ontology annotation, cellular component: plasma membrane; endoplasmic reticulum membrane.
CGUGUUCCGCAUGGCAGCUGCGCCGUAUCAUCAUCCGUAGUCCGCGCUGUAACGGUGGAAAACAACCCUACCCGUUCGAGGACACGUCGCCCUUGCGUCACCACGUCGUUAUAGUGACUUUUGUGCGUGUUAUCCUAGCCCGACCGAGUGUGGUUUACUGCGUGUUGAUGCGUGUUUUCGUUUGGUGCUACACUAGGCUGCAUUGUGUACUGUCGUGCAGGUGUGCAGAUAAUAUCACGCAUCGGCUUCCCUUCGUUCGGAAGGGUAAAGUGAAAACGGCACGCCUGGCCUACGCUUGCUGUCAGAUCCGAGGGUCGGCGUGAGCAUAACCCUGUCAUAUCGCUGCCUCGCUGCCGCUGUUGAGGACGACGCAUACACGGUGCUGAUUGCGGUUUUAGACCCGGAGCGAGAGCGAGAGUGAGCGAACGAAAAAAAAAAGUGAUCCUAUCCGGGAGAGUGCGACGAAUGGUGGCUGCUAGAGGGAGAAAGCAUUGGAAAACCCCUGUUUCCUGUUAGUGUCCUGCUACCAAAAAAAAAAAACCAGCCAAAUUUGGCUCUGCAAUUCCACAGCUCUACCGCAGCGUGACCGAGCACCGGGCGCUAAUCAAGGCUCCUGCUACGCAAAGGAAAAACCGACGUCCUACCUCUGUACCGGGCGAGAAAUCGGAUUUCCACCUCCGGCACCUGGCGAGAGAGAAAAGCGUUAUUAACGAAGGAAAACUUCCAACACCACCAUCACCACCAGCAGCAACACACGGGCAUUUGAUCAGCGGUUUCGGCCCCGGGCCUACUUCCAACCGCCCGCUCGCCCGCCCGCCCUUCCCUGCACCAAUCCGUGCCGAGUUCAUUGCGGCCAAGGAAGCCGUGAGGCGCAUCCGAGGAGGGGUGCCACACCGCAUUAGCAGCAAUUUCGACCUGGUAGUGUGUUCGCCACGUACACACGUACACCACUAACACACACGGGCACCCGUUUUGGCUCGAGGAAGGGGUGACAAGGGCGCCAGGAAAUCAGCGGAAACGUCGGAAGGAAAAGCGCAAAAAGGAAGUCCGUCGUCGACGGGUGGAACGGGUGGACAGUCCAAGAGUGGGGGGCCAAGUCAAAGGGAAGGAAAAUCGAACCACUAGUUAGUGGCUCGCCAGUGGUGUGCUGUGUGCCAAUUGAGCGCGCGCGUGUGUGUUGUGCCCCUUAACCAAUCGUGAAGAAAGGUGACCAACAUGGCGAAACCUACCCAGCUAUUAAUUAUUGAACCGGCGACCGAGCUCAAAUUCCAGGGACCGUUUCGAACGGCAGUUGCAUCAUACAUGCGGCUCACCAAUCCCACAGACCAUGACAUUUACUUCAAAAUCAAAACGACCGCCCCGAAAAAGUACUGCGUGCGGCCGAAUUGUGGCCUGCUGGAACCGCGCGAAUCACAGGAAAUCGCAAUCGUACUCCAGCCAUUCAUUUUUGACUCGAACGAAAAGAACAAGCACAAGUUCAUGGUGCAGUCGAUGGUGAAGCCCGAGGACGAGGAUAUCCAACUGGAGGAGCUGUGGAAGAAAUAUCCGGAGAAUCUGAUGGACUCGAAGCUACGCUGUGUGUUCGAUUGUCCCGUCGAGGCGAACCAGGCGACGCCGGCAACAGCGACAACCACCGCGACCGCCCCUAACAGUGCCGCUCCAGCUGUUGCCCAUCCAACGAACGAAGUGUCUGCUUCCAGUGCAGCGCUCUCUAACACGCUGGCAGCAAGCAACAUUGGCAUUACGAACGAUGAGCAGCUUAUGGGUGACGAAAUGUCACUGCUGAAGGAAAUGAAAAGACUAAAGGAAGAGGAAAGUGCUUUACGUCAGGAGAACUUACAGUUAAAGGAGCAAGUCCUACAGUUGCGCACGCAGGUGGACGCCAGGGCUAAGGAACAGCCGUCAGCCGCAGCCCGGGCCGCCAGUGGCACCACUGGAUCGGUAUAUUAUCAGAAUCCGUACUCGCCACCUCCGUUACCCGUUAACCAACAGCCCAUCUUCUACGGCAUAUUGGCCCUCGUCAUGUGCUUCGUCGGUAUAAUUCUCGGCAAGCUCAUUUACAGCGAGACGGCCAACAAAUAAAGUUUAAUUCAGCAACGGUGAUGGUGGUGACGGUGGCGGUUCGUUCUGGUAUCGGUAGUGGCGUUCCGGCGGUGCUUGCGGGGGUUGAAGCGCAAAAAGCAGCACUAGAACGAGUGCGAUCGAUCCUAUCCUAUCAAAUCACAUUUACACUUGCUAAAUGCUGUGGCACUAAUGGGUUUGCUAAACAAUGGAUGCAUGUUUGAUUCGAACUAACUCUGCUUCAUCCUCCACGCAGCAGGUUACCGUAUGGUGCGGCCAUGAUCGAACGAACGAAAUUCGAUGGGGAAAGGUUAGAGUGCAAAUGAUGAAAGAUAUGCAAAAUCUGGCAAAAAAUGAAUAGAAGGGUACGUAUUCCAUUAUUGGAACCCAUAUGCAAAACGCAAACCAUAAAUAAUUUACAUAGGAAAAGCGAGAAGCCGAUGGUUAGGUUUGAUUUGGGGGCGCUGGCGUAAACAUUCAACAGCCGACAAACGAUUAUAAAAUGAUUACGAUACAUGCAAGAAAAGGAAAUGCGAGAUACUUUCAAACACGGUAAUACUGAGAAUUGUCCAUAAAAACGCCAGCUCGGUAGCGGUGAUUCUUUCGCAGUGGGGACAAUAGCAGUAGGCAAUAGCAUAUAUCAGCAACACAGCCGCGCAGGGGUAUAAUGUUAGAUAAUCCCGGCUCAUUUCUGUUUUAUUAGCUCUCUUUCUGUUUUCUCUCUCCCAGUCACCAUUCCUUUCUCUUUUCCCUUCUAUUUUUUAUCAAUAUUUCAUAAACGCGCCCUACCUUCUUCUCCUAUUCCACGCCCUACGUUUUUUCUAACUCAUUCUUUUAGUUGUCCCAGUCACGAAUGGUUAACGUUUCAGUGCAUUUAUUUUUUACAUUUUUUUCUCAUCUUCGUGAGACCAGAGUGUUAUUGGUUAGUGUAGGCAGCAUCAACAACAAACAAUUGUGUACUGGUUAUGCUUUGAAUCGUCUAGCAUGUAUAUAGCAUGCAAAGCAUCCAUCCGCCACCAUUAGGAGUUUAUACUAGCAAAAAUGCAAUAAAACCCCGACAAACAUGAAAGCUGGCCGUACUUUGUGCAACUGUGAAGGAAAGGAGUGUAGGAAUGGGUGCAAAUACAAACCGCAAACUUGUGAAACACGAUUGCACUUAUAGCUUAACAAAACAAAAAACAAACAAAAAAUCACAUGCUUCUAAUGGAGAUCACAGUCGAUCAUACAUAGCUACACAAAUUACCACUUACGCAUUGCCGGUAGGGUGUACACAUUGGAGACAAUUACGAAAAACUCGGACGAAGAAAGGAAACAACUACGGUGGGAACUACGAGAAGCGAAUUGUGUGUUUACGUGAAGCUGUUUAGCAUCCUAGUGAGUGAAUAAGCUGGGACAGAGAGGAAAGAAAACAAAAAGCCCAUAAAAAUUCAGCAAAUUGCAACAUAACAUUAAAAAACAAAGAACACUCCUAUGUAUUUCCGUUAGUUGAAACUGUGUCGUUGGUGUGAUUUAUUUCUCUCAUUGAUUGAUUUUAUUUGGUUUAUCAAAUACGUUUCGGAUCGAGAAAGAAAUGUAUAAAACGUUUCGCGGCCCCGAAAAGUAACUGAUUUGCAUCCUGAAACGGAAGUGUGUCGAGUGGAGUACCAGGUGUUUGAAAAUGAAAAAAAAAAACGCAAACCGCAUGGUUAUUUAAACAGUACGGUGUUAUGGCAAAGUUUUGGGACGAUCGUGAUCGAAACUUCGUGUAGAAAUAGACUGUAUAGAGCGCCUAGUAGGAAUGUGGACGAAAGUAGCGACAACUUUUUGGAUUACUUAAUCCUUACCUCCCCCAAGGGGGAGUUAGAUCCUGCUGCACUUCUUUGCAAAAUUACGAAAUUCAAUUGCAUAACUAGUAACAAAUGAGAAAACAACAAGACAAAGCUCCAAUCUUCGCGGUAACAGAACACAACCAGAGUCAACGGUGUGCUUCUCUUUUGGUUCAGGCUGCGCUGCGAGAUUCCCUCCAGAACGGUGCUGCAGCUCGAACGGUUCAUCCCGAUUGAAUGAUCGCUUACAUCAACCAGUAACACCCGGGGGAAGUGUAAAGCGUAAAAUAAAUCCAAAUUCGCGUAAAUGUCAUCCGGCAGGUUGGAGAGUGUUGCCGUUUGGCAAAAGAGCGCACUGUAAAUCACUUACCUGGCUUUACGGUGCGUAUAAGGAUACCGGCGGUGGAUUGCAAUCAGUCAAGACACACGGAAACGUUUGAUACAACUGAAAAGAGGGGGGGGGGGGGGGAAUGCAUCCCAUCCUAAUCAUUUUUCUGGGUACAUUCUCGCAGCGAAUUUUGCUGCAAUACAUCUGGCUAUGCUUUAAUUUGAUUAAGGACGGAGGAGUCGUAUGUUUGACUAUUCUUGAAAGAAAACUUGCAAAAACUUUCACCUCCUCGUCCCAAGGAAAUCAAAACGAAGUUAAGCAAAGGAAAAAGAAAAGAAAAAAAGCAUGCCGUUGCGGCUGGGUGAGUACUGUAGUAGUAGGUGUAAGUUAGGUGGAAGGUGUAAACGAGGAAAUUAAGAUGUCAUAAGAUAGUAACAUGUAGAAAUAACGAAAGAGAUGAGCCACUCGAAACAGUGUACGGGAGAUUGUUUGCAGGAUGCAGCUUGGGAAUGUUAGCAUGAGCAAAAAGUACUAGGCAUGGCCGUCAGGGAGUUUGAGAGUGUGCAUGUUAUGAGGAAAUAAAAACCGAAACGAAAAUAUAUAAAUUAAAUAGGUGGCUCAUCCCGGAUAUUUCCUACCACCAUACCUGCAGACAGACAGACAGACUAACAUUGAAAGAUCAUCACGAAUUAUACAACAGCAACACGAACUACAUAUACACCGAACGAAUGGCAAGUUAAGAAAGGAAUAUUCGCAAUCUGUUUUAAAAAUGCUUAUUAACAAGUGUGGGAUGACUGCCGGGGGGGAGUAAAAAGGCAAAGAACAGCAAAGAAACAGCAAAAGGCACCCCCAAAAAGAAGCAGAACAUGAGAACAAAUAGCGCCAGGUGCGAUGUGAACCCAACACUAAAGAAAUAGGUAGUAGGGCAUUAUAAAUUAUAAUAAUCAAAUGGGGGUUACACUCGCUCGGUCAUUAUUCUGUUAGCAAAUGUAAUGGGAAAACAUUGAAUUGAGUCUAAAAGGCCUUCUAAAUCUUUAUCAUUGCUGUUUCUGUAAAAGCAUACUUAUAUGAAAAUGCAAAAUAAAAGAAUGUACACUAGCUAUUUCGAGACUAGA